Elaeis guineensis (African oil palm) is the source of this 1529-nucleotide messenger RNA. RefSeq names its product phosphoenolpyruvate/phosphate translocator 1, chloroplastic. NCBI's taxonomy places the organism in Eukaryota, Viridiplantae, Streptophyta, Magnoliopsida, Arecales, Arecaceae. Gene Ontology annotation, biological process: transmembrane transport. Gene Ontology annotation, cellular component: membrane. Gene Ontology annotation, molecular function: transmembrane transporter activity. The record is from RefSeq and is a predicted model, not a curated record.
GGCGUUAUAACCUAUGCUACCGAGCGCUCUCCUAUUUUAGCAAGGUCGGUGUGGGGCGACUACGAGCGAGGGAGAACGAGAGGAGAGAGUUAAUUAAAGAGGCAAGAUGCAGAGCGCUGCAUUGGGUCUGUUGUCGCCCUCAACCCCUCUCCUCAAGACCCGAAGCCCUCUGAGCCCGAAUUCUGGAUCCUUCUUCGGGCUUCCCUCCUACCAACCCUCGCCGAUCCCCAAUGGCCUCUCUCGCCCUCUUUCCUCCUCCUCCUCUCGCCUCGGCACCGCCGGCUGGGCUUCUGGCCCUGCUCUCACGCCGGUUCGGAAGGGGGCGGAGGUUCUUGUGGCCAGGGCGAGCUCCUCCGUCCCGGAGAGCGCCGGCGAGGGCAGCGCCGCCGCCAAGCCGAGCAGCGGCGGACUGGUUGGAACCCUGCAGCUGGGAGCGCUCUUCGGUCUCUGGUAUCUCUUCAAUAUCUAUUUCAACAUCUAUAACAAGCAGGUUCUGAAGGUUUUUACAUUCCCAAUAACCAUCACGACAUGUCAAUUUGCCAUUGGGACUGUCCUUGUUUUAUUUAUGUGGUUGACUAAUCUCUACAAGAGACCAAAGAUUUCUGCUUCACAGCUUGUAGCUAUUCUACCACUGGCUAUGGUCCACACUUUAGGCAACCUCUUCACUAAUAUGAGUCUGGGAAAGGUUGCUGUAUCAUUUACACAUACGAUCAAAGCUAUGGAGCCCUUUUUCUCAGUCCUUCUUUCCUCCUUGUUCCUGGGAGAGUUGCCAACUGUUUGGGUUCUUUUGUCUCUUGUGCCAAUUGUUGGUGGUGUAGCAUUGGCAUCUAUGACUGAAGCUUCUUUUAACUGGGCUGGAUUUUGGAGUGCAAUGGCUUCCAACCUGACCUUCCAAUCUCGCAAUGUUCUUAGCAAAAAGCUCAUGGUUAAGAAAGAGGAAUCUCUGGACAACAUAAAUCUCUUCUCGAUAAUAACAAUUAUGUCAUUUUGCCUGUUAGCCCCUGUAACUCUGUUUGUUGAAGGUGUCAAGUUCACUCCCUCAUAUGUGCAGUCUGCUGGUUUGAAUCUUAAACAGAUAUAUUUGAGAUCCCUUAUUGCUGGGCUAUGUUUUCAUGCAUACCAACAGGUUUCAUAUAUGAUACUAGCAAGGGUGUCACCUGUAACUCAUUCUGUGGGCAACUGUGUGAAGAGGGUGGUGGUCAUUGUGACCUCAGUUCUUUUCUUCAGGACUCCUGUUUCAUUUAUCAACUCGCUUGGAACUGGUGUGGCGCUCGCUGGUGUUUUCCUGUAUUCCAGGGUGAAGAGAAUCAAGCCAAAGACCGCAUGAGUGGUCGUCUUUCUUCUGUUCCAUUUUUUGUGUUGGUUUGUGGGUUCUUCUAGAGAUGAUAUCGUAGUGUUAAAAUGGUUAGGCGUGCUACAAGAAAUGUUAUUCAUAUUUGUUUUGCUGCUUCACUUCUUCCAGUUUUCCAGCAGCAUGUAUGCCGGAUUCAGAAAGAAAACGGAUUUACUUUUAGCCCUUUUUGACAGAA